AUGUCGAUGCAAAAGAAUACCAACGACAUGUUGAGUAUUUUUGAUGUCCUCAACAUCAAAACGAAACUGAAGAGGCUCAACAAACCGCGUCUCCUUCUUGCCCUCUAUGCUGAGCCCAAGGAUUCCGGAUCCCCUCACUACGCGCUGUUUGUCACCCCAAAAUUCAAAGGUCGAAGUCAGAAUCCACAGAAAGAAAUCGAGCCGAUUCAAGGCACAAAGUACCACAUUAAACGCGGCGUCAAACGAACUGACGGCGUGAUCACCCACCCAUGGUGCUUUGAAGAGGUGAACGUGCCCGACCUUGACCGCGACACUGGUGUACUCGUGUGUACUGUCAUUGGAAAGGUUCUAUCGAUGCAAAAGCUGAAGGAGGUCAUCCCGGAUAUUCACAUCUACCAGAGUGACGAUCGCAUACAAUUCAAAGCACGCGGCUUUGACAGCAAGAUGUGGUGCCAUGAUACAUUCGAUGAGUUAUGGAAGACAAAUGCAGUUGUUGCCAUGGACUGGCGUACAGCUGAGGGUGGCACACGAGCUUUCUUGGAUCAGAAGCAUGGCAAGGGGCAGUGGACCCAAGCCAUUACGAAGGAAUAUCGCAACACCCCAUAUGUUCCCAUUGUUGACCUUAUGGCUGGAAGUAUUGUCAGAGGUCAUAUGUAA
Molecule: messenger RNA, 657 nt
Organism: Penicillium angulare
Lineage: Eukaryota; Fungi; Ascomycota; Eurotiomycetes; Eurotiales; Aspergillaceae
Exons: 1
Coding region: 1-657 (218 amino acids)
Source: RefSeq, a predicted model, not a curated record